Molecule: messenger RNA, 5276 nt
Organism: Triplophysa dalaica
Lineage: Eukaryota; Metazoa; Chordata; Actinopteri; Cypriniformes; Nemacheilidae
Exons: 6
Coding region: 1976-3889 (637 amino acids)
Biological process (GO): negative regulation of canonical Wnt signaling pathway
Cellular component (GO): cytoplasm
Source: RefSeq, a predicted model, not a curated record
UUAAAAGUGUACGAUUCCUUUAAAAUGAACUCCUACAGCCCAUAUACAAACGGGGAACACAGGAUUUUCUACAUUUAUUACAUGCCGCUUUGGAAUACUUUAUUCUGAUUCAGUCGGGACAUUCCUAGGUGCGUUAAUCCCGGAUAACAAUCGUUCAAAACUUAGUUGCGAGUCAACUUUCGAGUCUUGGAUAGGUGCGAGUCGCUUUCAUAAAGUAAACUUUGACUUGAGUGCAUAGUUAAUGGAUAUUUAGACCCAGUUCUUUUUUAUACCCCUUCGCCUACCCCUCGAAACAAGGGAUGAAAAUAUUAAAUGAGAUGCAACUACCACACUGUCAUAGGUCAUCAAUAGCUCCUACUUUAAAGACUUUAAAACUUUAAAGAUUCUUGGAUUACAGCCUAAAACCUUCUCACCACAACCAACACACCACACACCCCUCUGGUCUCCCCCUCCGUUCAUUUGUAAUCGCAUCCCAGUUCCCCCUGUCUGAUUGUGUUCUGGUCUGGAAUGGAUGGAAGGGAAGAACCCCUGUUCGUGAUCAGUCCGGGGUACCGUUCCAUAGGCGGAACACCAUUGAAAACGCCUGGUCACAGCAGCUGAACAUUUGUCAUGUUGUGUCAUUUUUGUAUAACAUGAGCGGCGGCCUCUACUCUAAUAAGUUUGUCUUGUUUUCUUGUUUCAUUCUCGGGACAUAUGAGUCUGACAGAGCCAGGUCCGGUUGGAUGGAAUGCUCAACCUCAUGAUGACCACAGAAGAUGCCUUCAUCAACAGGAGUUUUCAAGAAUUUCUACAGAAAGCUACAGUUUGUAAACGGCGCAUGAUCAAAACAACAACAAUGCUGUAGCAUGAUGACGCUGUAAAGCAGUGUGGAAUGAUGGGAUCGGUUGUCUUCAACUGACGGAAGACAGUCAAUCAGACGGAAACGAGAAAUCAUGUUAGCAGAUGAGGUAAAGUAAUAAAGUUUUAUUAAUGUUGCGUAUAAUUGUAGUCCAUUAAUAAGAGACUGCUCGAAACAAGCUAGUGGCUUGCUAGACGCUAGACACUACUUCCACAUUUGUCCACAACAAUGUUGUCAUGCGGUUUCUAUGUCAGUAAAGGGGGUAACAAAGUGUAACACGGACAUGACAGGCAGGCGACUGCACAGCCCCGUGUCGCUGUUUAUAAUAGCGAUUUUUUUUCACGAUUUGCAAGUAGUUGGAAACAUUUGGGAGAUUGUAACUAUUCAGCUUAACAAAAUAAAUAACACUGGCCUAGUGGUUUGUGGAUAUUUUAUUGCAAAAUUGUUACAAUUUUACCUUUAAACCAGUUUUCAAAAAUGUGUAUUUUUUAUUCGUAUUAUGGCUGUCAACGUUAAUGUGUUAAUGCAUCUGUGCAGAAAGCAAUGACAGGAUCUCCCACUUGUCUGACUAACUAUGUAUAUGCAACUGCCGCACAUGUUGCUCAUGCAGGUGAUCUUCCGUCAUCUUUGAGAUAAUAUGUUUUGGAGGAAGCGUUGCUUUAGAAAGCGCUCUGAUGGGAAGGUGGGAUCUUAUCCUCAAUGCUAGCAUGCUAUAUUGUAAGACUCUCUGUAAUUGCCAAUGCAUAUUUAUUUAACACAAAUAAUGCACUUCGUUGUGUUUUGGGCAAAGCAUCUGUCAUUUGCAGUCAAUCCUGCACAUGCCUGCACUUCAUUCACAAACCAUGAACAAGACGUGCAGGACUCUGACUGACUGUGAUGACAGAUACUUUGCCAAACCUAUUUCACAAUAAGUGAAUUUGACUAAUGUUUUUUAACGUCUAUGAAUCAAUAAUAAAUCUGUUUUAGAGGCAGCCACAAAAUAUGUGGAAAAUAAAUUGUCGUAAAAGCACUUUUGCUUCAGUUUUUGAUAGCAUAUGUUCCCAUGAGCUCUGUGAAUCUGAUUUACUGUAUUGUAUGUGUCAUCAUUCAUGUCUAUGAAACCAAUGAUCAAAUUACUAUUAAAGCUUAAAAUUCCUCAUGGUCACUUAUUUGUUCCUUGAAAAUGUUCGGAUUUUCCGUAACAGUUCGGACAAUUAUGAAGUUGAACUGAGAUGCUAUUUGUCAGUGGACUCUUUCUCUGUUCCUGUGGCUCAGUGGUUGGAGCAUUGGAUUUGUGUGAAGAUGGAAAAAGAGCGCAGUCGGACUAAAGAGCGUCUGGAGAUCAGUUUGGAGUGGCUGUGUGAGCUCGACAUAUUGAAGCAGCGGCAGGAGAGCCUGGUGCUGGGCGCUCUGGCGCUCGGGGAUACAGUGCCGGGGUGCCCGGCGUGGGGUGAUGUUUGUCCGGCCCGCACCAGCAGAGAGCACGAGCAGCUGACUUUAAGACGACAGCUGAACCGGCUCCAAGGCGCCCCCAGCCUGCUGAUGCUGGAAUUGCAACAACAGCUCAGUGAGCUCAGGCUGGAUACAGGAUUCAGCUGUGAGCAGAAUACAGAAGAUGAACUGGACAGCCCCAGUGCAGCCAGCUCAGGAUUUUAUGAUCAAAGUGAGUGCCUGUCUCCUCCACUGCGCACUUGUUCCACUCCAAACCUCUCCAUGUCCUGUCACAGACCCAGAUCUGUGGAUGCCUACAUGCUGGACUGGGAGGCUCACAUGGACCCCACGAUACAACCCACCCUGCCCCGUUCAUUUUCUGCCCCGUACCCCCCUUUAGAGAAUAUCGCCGAGGGAAUAGAGGAGGAAGAAGAGGACGAUGAAAGCACUCAGUGGGAUACGGAUCAUCUUGUGGAAGUCGAGUCCAUGGCUGACGAGAACGACAGCCUCACGCCCGAGCUGAGCCUAAACACAGAUGAUGAAGGAAAAACAGACGAUGGCCCGACAGAAGAGGACAUCCAGCAGGCCAUGCGUGUGGAGGCAUACAUUCUGAAUCUCCUUCAGCGUCGACACCUCACAACGACACCCAAACUCAACUCGGAUGUCACUCAGUGGCACACAUACCCGCCCAGCUACCCAGACCUUCAACACGAUCAGCCAGACUGGCCCGAAUGGGGAGUCUUCUCAGAGGAUGAGAACCAGGAUGAGGGACAGGACGGAUAUUACACGACCCUUCCUGACACCCAGGCUGGACCAACUUCUCUGGAGAGCGAGGAGCUUGAAUCCUCCUUAGAGACGGAUCAGUAUGGAGCAGCGGAUAUCAGCUCCAGCAACGAUGAGAUUGACUCACCACAGCAUCGACCGGGUUAUUAUAAACACCGGCCUGUUAUGUCAGACACCAUGAAACCGCACGUUCACUCCUGCUGCAAUCAAACCUGCUCAGCCCCGGAGUCCCGUGAGCAACUCCUUCCUUCACAAGACCGGGCUGUUCUUCGCUCUCAAGCUAGAAGGGAUUCAGGAGAAAGGUGGACGUCCGGAUCAAAACGACACAUCAACACAACCGUCCGCUCUCAGUCUGAAGAUAGUUCCUCUUCUCAAGGAUGGCCCGCCCAUGCAGAGAACAAAUAUUACACAGUGGGAAAAGACACUGCAAGGCAUACCGGCGACAAAUCUUACACAUCCGAUCAGCGACUGUGGUGCUCCUCAGUGGAUCUCAGUCAGGAAGAGAACGAGGAUGCGCAUGAGAUCAGACACGGUUUACACAACCACACUUGCGUUCAGUUCGUGAAGAAGGACCACAGGGCUGGGAAGGGGUUGGCGAGAGCCGUUGAGCCCACCGAUGGUUCCGACUCCAGCCUGAGUGGGACUUUCUCCCCGGGGACCAGUUCGUUGUCUAGCGACUCAGAUGAGAGCGGUGGGCUGGUCUGGCCCCAGCAGUUGCCUCCUCGCUUGCCCCCGUCUUCAUCCUCUUCCUCUCUGAAUCCCUCCAGUUCUGUGGUGAAGAUUAAAGCUUCGCACGCACUGAAAAAGAAAAUCAUGCGUUUUCGCUCUGGCUCCCUUAAACUCAUGACCACUGUCUGAGUCGGACCUCCAAAAUACAUUUACAUUUAAGCAUGUAGCAGGCACAUUUGUCCAAAGCAAGUUCCAAAUGAAUACAUGACGAGCAUCUCUGUGUAUGUCAUAGCACUUGAUGAAGUUAUUUUUGCUAGUGUUGUAAUAGUGUGUUACUCAGCAGACCUCAUUAGACUAUGUUCAAUUAAAUUAUAGACAACUCUUAUACAAUCUCUAAGCAGAGGAUUCUGUUCAGAUCAUAUGGUUGGAUGUCAGGGAGUAAUGGAUUUCUUAAAAAAGUUGAAAAUUUUGUCAUCAUUAUUCAUGAUUAGUAACUUCUUGCCCUCAAGUUGUUCCCAUUUUCAUUUUUGUUAGUUUCGUUUGAGAAGGAAAAGUAACAGAUGGGAUCACAUCAGUAUCUCAGUUGUUUCUCAAACAGUAAUGAGAUUUAAUUAAGAGUAACUGAAAUCUUUGGCAGGUCUCCUUUAUCUUAGAUAUUUCUACCUCAGAAAUCUCACACAUGUCUCCAAAUCUUCCAUUAUUGAAGAUUUAAUAUCUCAAACAUUUCUCAUCAAAUUUCUCCAAAAUCAGAUUAUUUCAGCUCUACUAUAGUUUAUACAGAAUCUUCAUGAAUUUCAAAAAUCUUUCAUUUGAACCUUUUUCCUAUUCUGCAAUUUCCAAUUUCAAAAAGCAAUGUUUAAGUCGAAACAUGAGAGUCAAAACUUAAAUUAGACACUAAGGCAAAAAAUGCAAAUGAGAACAAUUAACAAAUACCUUUAACAAUGUAGUUGAGCAAUAAAGUCUCCAACUCUUCAUUACAUUUUUUCCCUUGUGUGUGUUCCGAUAAAGAAAGUUAUAUUGGUUUGGAACAACAUGAGGGCGAAUAAAUGAUCUUUUUUAUAACUAUGUUUCAUCUUACCUGCUAUGCCUCAUGUGUUUUCUCUAUAUUUUCCACAAGAUGCUUGACACCCAUACAUUUUGUAGCAUGUUUGUUCAAAUGCAUUUGUAGUGUUAUUACUGCAUCUUUUUUACAUUUAUAGUAACUUAUCUGUCUUUUUACUUUGAUGAUAAAGAUUGACCAUGUAGAAUAUUCAAAUGCACCGUUUAGUGCAUUAAAGGACAGGAAUAAAUUCAUUUGCUGCUCUACACUCAGACGCUCUUACCUGUAGGAUGGAGGGGCCCAUACUCAACUCACCUGUACAAACCUGUGAGUGUGGAAUGUAUAUAAAACAGGCCUUGCCUGGGUUUAAUAUUUCACCAUGUUUUUACUACCACUGUGUUGUAGAGUUUAUAAUGUUUCUGCUCAUCGCAUGUUCUUAAUAAACUGCUUCUAAAUGAUUUCAAAUAGCAGCUUAUAUGUACAGAGUUAUUGAUGUAAUAUUUUGAAAUGCUAUUAAUUAAAGUUAUACUAAAGUUA